Molecule: messenger RNA, 3178 nt
Organism: Cynoglossus semilaevis (tongue sole)
Lineage: Eukaryota; Metazoa; Chordata; Actinopteri; Pleuronectiformes; Cynoglossidae
Gene: tspan2a
Product: tetraspanin 2a
Exons: 8
Coding region: 237-896 (219 amino acids)
Cellular component (GO): plasma membrane
Source: RefSeq, a predicted model, not a curated record
UGGGCGGGACGGUGCGAGCUUUGUGCAGCAACGGUCCAGCAGCCUUCCUUGUGCGCACAGCCUUGUGCGCAUGUUUUUGUUGUUUUGAUGUUGUAGCUGCGGCGCAGACCUUCAUCAGUGCAUGGGUUUGAUGCCCGACUGCAAGAAGUGAGAAUCUGCAAAAAAACAAAAAACAAAACCAAAAACAUUGAUAUCAGCCGUUCAGCUCGGGGACACAGAGACUCAGAGGCGACACCAUGGGCAAGGUGCAGGGGGGGAUGAAAUGUGUGAAAUAUCUGCUCUUCGUCUUCAACUUCAUCUUCUGGUUGUCAGGUUUGUUGGUGUUGGCCGUGGGACUCUGGCUCAGGUUUGACCCUGAAACUGUGGAGCUCUUGGCUGGAGAUGAGGCCCCCGACACCUUCUUUAUAGCCGUGUACAUCCUUCUUGGAGCUGGAGGACUGAUGAUGGUCGUUGGCUUCUUCGGUUGUUUUGGAGCUGUACGUGAAUCUCAGUGUCUUCUCAUGUCGUUCUUCGCCUGCCUCAUCAUCAUCUUUGGUGCAGAGAUUACUGCUGGUGUGUUUGGAUUCAUAAACAAGGACCAGAUUGUUGAGGAGGUGCAGAAGUUUUACACCAGCUCCAUCUCUGAGACCAACACUGCCAACGGCACUGCCAUAGCAACCAUUUACCACAAAACCUUGAAUUGUUGUGGUGGUUCAUCAUCAGAUGUGCCCAACGACCUGUGUGCAGAAUUCCCAAGUGACACCCCGGACUGUCUGUCUGCAAUUACAGACUUCUUCAAUGAGAAGUUGCACAUCAUUGGCUACAUUGGCAUCGCUAUAGCAGGCGUCAUGAUCCUGGGGAUGAUCUUCAGCAUGGUGCUGUGUUGUGCCAUCAGGAACACCAGGGAGGUUAUAUAGAUGCUGACUUGACUCCUGACCCCAGCAUCCAGACCACUGCAAGCAUCAUAUGUGACCAAUCGAAUUAUAUUCACAGGAGUUUAUAGAAUCCAGACUAAAAUAGACAUGGGGGGGUGGGAGCUUUUAUAAAACAUGGUCUAAGUCUCACCCCUGCUUUAACCUUUGACCUAAGUCAUUUAAACCAAUUAAAAUCAGCUAACAAGUUACUGCCUGCUUAAAAAAAAAGAUUUUACUUUUUCAUUUUCAAAAUGUCAGCUUAGGUUGUUUCAUUUGAGUCAAUUGUUGAUAAUGGCUCUGGCAAAAAUGCAAUAUGGAACUGAAUUUAAAUUGUAUUUCCAUUUGUAGUUAUACCUGUCCUGAACACACCUACAAGCAAUUAGGGACCAAGUGGUACUGUGCCACCUACUGGUUACAUAAUGAACAUCAAACAUUUUUAACAUUAUACGUUUAAAAACCUUCAACUGAUGACGUACUGACGUUUUAUAGUAAACAGUUUGACGGUGUAGUAGUUAGCUUAUCUAGAUAAGGUUACCCAGACUAAAUGAUGUACACUAGAAUAAUCACAGUGAUGCCUUUAGUGUCCAAGGAAAAGUUUUAACGCAUUUUUGUGUGACGGUAAAGAGUUGCAUGGCACACCUUCAGCCACUAGAGUGCAGUGUCGUCUUGUAUUUAAAAGCUGUUUGGAAACUAUAAGCUGACCUUUUCAAAAAUACUGCAAUAAACAGACCCCCAAUUUUUUAAAAAUAGUUCUCUAAAGGUAUUUAAAAAACAUAUUUAAGGUUUUUUUAAGAGUUUGGUUCUAAAACAAAAUGGUCAAAUUCAAAUUCAUCUUAUCUUCAUAUAUUGCAAAAUAUCAGGAAAGAUAUUCUCUGUCAGAAAGAUACAGUUGGUGGCAGCUAUGCCACCAAAACAAUGCACUGCUGUUAUUAAAAUCCAAUAAAGAAGAAGAAGCAAGUCAAGGGUGCUGGCAGUAGUAGAAUUAGUUAAGUCAAGCCUCUGAGGCAGCAGUCCCCAACCUUUGGGCCAGGGACACCACCCCCAAUUAUGGAAGAAAAACGGUUUAACACAUAAUUUUUGGUAAACACCUGUUGCAACUUACGUGCCGAAGUGGUCAAACUAAGAUGUUUUAGGCAGAAUGUAGCCUGGAAAAACUCCUAAAUGUAAAUGUCAGGUGAACCACAAGAGCUAAAGUUUAAAUUGUGUUGAUUUAAGGUACCCCGUAAUGUAGUUGUAUAGUUUCCUGCAGUGAUUUAAUUUAAUAAAGCAACUGUAAUGUUGCAUUAGUUUGAUCACUGUAAAGUACACCGACACCGCAGAAUGAUCUCACAGACCAAGUUACAACAUGAUUAAUUUUCGUCAUCACAUCUCCUCAAUAGCACUGAGCACUGUGGAGCACUGAAGGUGAGCUCCACUCUUAUGUAACACAUAUUCCAUAUUUGACACAACCGUGUAACAUUUCCUGGUCAGAGCACCCUCUUCCACAGCGGCCACAACGAAGAUGCUGUUGCUGAGGAGUAUUUGCUGUAAAUACAAACACUGACUGUGUAGCUGCUUUUAACAUUAUUUAUUCCGUGAAUUUCAACCGUUUUUCCUUUAAAGACCUGAUGCCUUCGAAUAUGUGUGCUUAAUUGUUUUGAGGACUAGCUGACCUUUGCUGAUUCCGUUUCCAUAAUGUGCCUCUUUGGUCUCCAACUACUGAACUUUAUUGAGAAAAAUAAAAUUGCGUUAAUUCACGAGACUACAGUCGAAAUGUAUUCUCGUGAAGUUAAAUCUUCAGUACAUCUGACGUCAAGAUGGGUGAUCAACCUGAAAACAACAAUUGUCGUAAAUGUCGCAAAGUGUCGUAAAUUUACAAGAAAAAGCCGUAACGCUCUGACUUUUUCACGUAUAUGUACAACUUUAAUCUCGUAAUGGGCCUAACACUCUGUUUUAAUACACGUAUGCCUUGUCCUGUACAGAAAGACUGUGCCAACUGCCUGGCACCAGUCUGAAAGUAUUGCUACUUGUUAAAGCACAAUAGUGAAGGUUUGAGCCGUGAAGUCAACCACAGAGCGUCAGGGUCCGAUGAUAAACGUAAAUGUUCCAGAAAUCAUGUUUCAGAUUAGUUAACAUUUUGUCCUGAGCUUCUCCGGAGCAUGUGUGAAGUGUAACAGUAAGUUAGUUUUGCAUUUUGUGUGAUAAGUCUUGCUGGUGUGCCAAUAAGAUGUGAAUUUUGAAACAACAAUAAUAAUAGCGUACGUCACAUUGUUGAGCAUAAUAAAAAAAAUACAUGGGUGCUUUUA